CCUGCUCAAAAUCCCAAUGUCCAUUUCCUCUCAUUUUCUUUAAAUUUCCGCGACUUCUCGUUGCCACUGUUCAAUGCUUCCCGCCUCUCUCCCUCGCCCCAUUCCAUGCCAUCUCGCCACCGCCUGCGACAGCAUCAACACCUCUUCCUUCGACCUUCCUUCGCGUCCCAGACUCGCCCUCAACCACAAGCUCGUCGAUCCCUUCUACUGCGACCUCGACCCCCCCGACUACUCCAGCUCUCCCUCCGAUACCCUGGACGACGACGACCUCCCCCCAAAGUACCAUUAUGCAUCGCUUCCGUUCGGCUCGCCCUCCUCUGAAACCUCUGCGGAUAUGUACGAAAGUGAUCCGCCCUCUGCUUACUACCAUUAUUCAAUAGGCACCGUCGCCGAUAUAAGGGAAUCCGAUCCUCCUCCAUCCGAUCCUCCUGCUGCUUCCCCUGCUGACGUACACCCUUCUUCAGCCGUUUUCUAUUCACCUUCAGACCCUUUUCCUUCCUUUCCAGCAGAUCCUAAUCUUAGUCACCACUCGACCCGCGAUCCUACUAAUAACUCCUCCAUCCUCGAUCGACGCAUGUCCGAACCUGCUAUCCUUCCCACUCCCAACCACUCGUACCAGAACCACUCUCCCACCUACCCCAUGCAUUCUCGCGGAGCCUAUCUUCACCGCGGCUCAAGUAUUGGCUCUUUACGGGAACUCAGACAACUCGAAGACUCCCGCGCUGCCGAUGCAGCUCUGCACUCUCCGCUUUCGCCUUUUCAGCCCGCUUUCGCAGGAGGAGGUGGUGGUGGUGGUGGUGGUGGUGGUGGCUCGCCGCUGGUUCAGUAUUCAAUCACGGAAGACCCAUACGGCCAUUCGCCAUCAGAAACAGGCUUUCCCUCCCCCGGAGCUGACUCCAAUCUGAACAGCCGUACCCGAACCAGUACAGACCCAACUAGCAAAACUUAUUCAUUCGUCGCAUUGCCCGGAAACGCCGUCAAGAAGCGUCCGCGAAGGCGCUACGAUGAGAUAGAGAGGCUCUAUCAAUGUUCAUGGCCCGACUGUAAUAAAUCGUACGGGACUUUGAACCACUUGAACGCCCAUGUCACCAUGCAAAAGCACGGCCAAAAACGAAGCCCGAAUGAGUUCAAAGAACUUCGAAAGCAGUGGAGGAAAGCGAAAAAGGAAGCAGAGGCUGCCGCUAACGCUGCUGCUCGUCGCUCUAGCAUGGGUAGCAUUCUCGGCGAUGAACACGACUUUUAUGACUAUUCAUCUCCGCCCCAGCAGCGUUUCUCUCUUCCCGGGACCCAUGGUCGUUAUGCCGAGGAUUACUAUACGACGGGAGACCGGUCAGAAAAUUAUAGCUCUCUUUCAGCCAGACCUAGAUACGGAGAGACGGGUGGAUCAAUGCCUUGGACGUCCGCUCGUUCAAGUCUUCCAUUCAUAUCUUCUUCGCUCCCCUCACAAUCAUCCACGCACUCCUACCACUACGGCCUCGACGCUUCUUCAUUCCAAUCUACUGGUGGAUCGUCUGAUCGCCCUCUUUCCAUUCCAUCCCCACCACAGAUGAUGACAGGCCGUCUACCCCCGAAUAGUACCCUCUUGACUCCCCUUCCCGGCUACCAGGCCAGAGAGACCUUACCCCCACUGCAAAUGGGAGGCGAUAUGACGUACGAGCCGGGGGCGUAUUACGAUGAAGACAGCGGUAGAAGAUCUCAUGCGAGUACAGCUCGUGCCCGUGGAGACGACUUUUGAGAUCCAUGGUUCCAUGCCGGGAUCUUCUGUUCCCCUUCAACUCCCACCUUUCGAACGAACAGAACACUUUAUUUUCUCCAGGAAGACUUUUCAAGACGUCCCCACUACACGGUUCAUUAUCCUACUAUAAGUAAUUGUAUAUUCCUUAACCUCAUAGUCCUCUGUACAUUACUAGUGUUCGCCUACCGUACGAUCUUUGUUGUGAUCUAUUACUGUACACUCCUUCGUACUUUUCUCGCUUCACUCUUUUCUUUUCCCAUGCUUUCAUUUAGCUCUUCGUUGUAUAUACAUAUAAUUCUAUCUGCGGGGUCUUUCUUUAUUUUUGUGUGUAUAUUUAGCACUUCUGUUUUGUAUAAUUCAUAAACACGCUUCCGUUACCAUAGUCAAUUUUCCAAUAUUGAAAAAAAAAUGGAACAGAGCUGUAGAUCUGA
Marasmius oreades (fairy-ring Marasmius) is the source of this 2166-nucleotide messenger RNA. RefSeq lists its product as uncharacterized. Gene Ontology annotation, biological process: regulation of DNA-templated transcription. The coding region runs from base 74 to 1735 and encodes 553 amino acids. Lineage: Eukaryota; Fungi; Basidiomycota; Agaricomycetes; Agaricales; Marasmiaceae. The transcript has 4 exons. The record is from RefSeq and is a predicted model, not a curated record.